CGAAGUUAUUGUUAAACUCAUUCUAAUUCGGGUCGUUUAAAAUUUUAUAUUACAUACGAGUAUUUUGAUGCCCGAAGACUUAACUCGGUUGACGUGAGUUCCCUCAGUGAGAUCAAAUCCCGUCUGUUUGUUGCUUCGAUCUCCGUUCCUCUCCGAUCCAACUCAAUCGGUAGAUCGCACAGGAAGGGGAGAUCCGCGCCGCGGUCGAUCUACUCCGAGAGCAAUUGUGCAGUCACUCAAUGUUGGGCGUUUGAAGAACCUUGAUUACGAUUCCGGAUUUAAUCGUGGAGAUUUGGGAUGAAGCAUACCUGAUUCGAGGUGUUUGUGUGAAUUGGAGAUCCAAUAAUUGUGGGGAUAGUCGCAGGAAUUUUGUCCACCCAAACUUUUGUAAACUUCUUUGAUCGAUGUGUCGGCCGUAUUGUUAUUUGGGAUUAGAGAGAGAUAGCUCCCUGAUUUGGUGUGGAAAGGUUUUUGUUUUUUUUUGAGUCUGAGCUGAAACCAACCCACUAGCAAUGGCGAGGCAAGGGAGGAGAAGGGACCGGCUCCAAUGGAGCAAGCUCUACAGCUUUGCUUGCGUCCGCCCGACCGUGUUAGAUGAUGAGCAACCUUCCUCCUUCGUUGGACCCGGUUACUCCCGCAUUGUCCACUGCAACCAGCCGCAGCUCCACCGUAAGAAGCCCUUGAAGUACACCAGCAAUUAUAUCACCACCACGAAAUACAAUAUCAUCACUUUCCUUCCAAAAGCGCUCUUUGAGCAAUUCCGCCGAGUAGCCAAUGUCUAUUUUCUCCUGGCUGCAGUCCUGUCUCUUACCCCUGUUUCCCCUUUCACACCAGUGAGCAUGAUUGCGCCUCUGGCGUUUGUUGUUGGGUUGAGUAUGGCAAAAGAAGCACUGGAAGAUUGGCGGAGAUUUAUGCAAGAUUUGAAAGUAAAUAGCCGAGAGGUCAGUGUCCACAGGGCAGAGGGACAGUUCAGUUACAAACAAUGGCAGAAUAUUCGUGUUGGGGAUGUCGUGAAGGUUGAGAAGGACCAAUUUUUUCCAGCUGACUUGCUUCUACUAUCCUCAAGCUAUGAAGACGGGAUUUGUUAUGUUGAGACAAUGAAUUUGGACGGUGAGACAAAUUUGAAGGUCAAAAGGUCUUUGGAAGUAACUCUGGCUUUGGAUGAUGAUCAGACUUUCAGAGAUUUUACAGCUAUCAUAAGGUGUGAAGACCCAAAUCCUAGUCUAUAUACCUUCGUAGGUAAUAUUGACUUUGAACAACAGCUCCAUUCGCUUGAGCCAAAUCAGAUUCUGCUCAGAGAUUCCAAGCUUAGGAACACUACUUACGUCUAUGGGGUGGCUAUCUUUACUGGUCAUGAUAGUAAAGUUAUGCAGAAUGCCACUAAAUCACCUUCUAAGAGGAGCAGAAUCGAGAAGAAAAUGGAUCAAAUCAUAUACUUUCUCUUUACUGUUCUUGUACUCAUUUCAGUGAUUAGUUCAAUAGGGUUUGCUGUGAUCACCAAAUAUAAGAUGCCAGAUUGGUGGUACUUGCGGCCAGAUAAGGGAACGAGCUUGUAUGAUCCGAAAAGGGCAGCGUUAUCUGGUCUGUUCCAUCUGAUAACUGCUCUUAUUCUCUAUGGAUAUCUGAUACCUAUUUCUCUAUAUGUUUCUAUAGAAGUUGUCAAGGUCUUACAAGCUACGUUCAUUAAUGGAGAUGUUCUCAUGUACGACGAGGACACAGGAAAUCAUGCACAAGCGCGAACUUCAAACUUAAAUGAGGAGCUUGGGCAAGUUGAUACAGUUCUAUCUGAUAAAACGGGUACUUUAACAUGCAACCAGAUGAAUUUUUUAAAAUGUUCCAUUGCCGGAGUUUCAUAUGGUGUACUUUCUAGUGAAGUGGAAAUUGCUGCUGCCAAGCAGAUGGAAUCAGAAGCUACUGGUACUCCUCGGCCGCAAAGUGGCACUCAUGAUAUUUGGAGAGAUGAUGCAUAUAUUCAUGGGUCACCAGCAACUGAUUUGAUACAUGAGAAAAAGUUCACCAUUGAUAAUCCAAGAAAGCCUCCCAUUAAAGGUUUCAGUUUUGAAGAUGAGAGGCUAAUGCAUGGAAAUUGGGCAAAGGAGCCCACAGCUGAUACCAUUCUUCUGUUUUUCAGGAUCCUUGCUUUGUGCCACACUGCAAUUCCUGAACCAAAUGAGGAAACUGAUGGCUUCACUUAUGAAGCUGAAUCUCCAGAUGAAGUAGCAUUUCUUGUUGCAGCUAGGGAAUUUGGCUUUGAAUUUUGUAAGAGAACACAAUCUAGUGUGUUCAUUAGGGAGAAAUAUUCUCCAUCCGAGGACUCCAUAGAGAGGGAGUUGAAGAUUCUCAAUCUGUUGGAAUUCAACAGCAAAAGGAAGAGAAUGUCUGUAAUUGUGCGUGAUGAGAUUGGGAAAAUUUUCCUUUUCUGCAAAGGUGCUGAUAGCAUCAUUUUUGAUAGACUGGCUAAAAAUGGAAGAUUGUAUGAGAGUGAAACAAGCAAACAUUUAACUGAAUAUGGAGAAGCAGGGUUGCGAACGUUAGCACUAGCAUAUAAAGUGCUAGAUCAAUCUGAAUAUUCUGCUUGGAAUGCGGAAUUCCUAAAAGCGAAAACUACUAUUGGAUCUGAUAGAGAAGCUCUAGUUGAGCGAAUCUCUGAUUUAAUGGAAAGAGACUUGAUUCUUGUUGGUGCAACUGCUGUGGAAGAUAAAUUACAGAAAGGAGUUCCUCAAUGUAUAGACAAAUUAGCCCAGGCUGGUAUCAAGAUCUGGGUGCUUACGGGUGACAAGAUUGAAACUGCAGUUAACAUAGGAUUUGCUUGCAGUUUGCUUAGGCAAGGCAUGAAACAAAUUUAUCUAUCUACUGUAAACAAUGACAUGCUGGUACAAGAUGCUAACAAGGCAGCCAAAGAGAACCUUUCGAUGCAAAUAGCUAAUGCCUCUCGAAUGGUCAUGCUGGAGAAGGACCCAUAUGAAGCAUUUGCUUUGAUAAUUGAUGGGAAAACUCUGACAUAUGCAUUAGAGGAUGAUAUGAAGAAUAAUUUCCUGAACCUAGCAGUCAAUUGUGCGUCUGUCCUAUGCUGCCGUGUCUCACCUAGGCAGAAAGCACUGGUAACAAGGUUAGUAAAAGAAGGUACAGGAAAAGUUACUUUAGCCAUAGGUGAUGGUGCAAAUGAUGUAGGCAUGAUUCAAGAGGCUGAUAUUGGUGUUGGUAUCAGUGGUGUGGAAGGGAUGCAGGCAGUCAUGGCUAGUGAUUUCUCCAUUUCUCAGUUUAGAUUCCUAGAAAGACUUCUUGUUGUCCACGGCCAUUGGUGUUACAAGAGGAUAGCACUUAUGAUUUGUUAUUUCUUCUAUAAAAAUAUAGCAUUUGGGCUCACAAUAUUUUACUUUGAGGCAUACACUGGCUUUUCUGGGCAAUCAGUAUAUGACAACUGGUACAUGCUCCUGUUCAAUGUCGUUCUAACAUCAUUGCCAGUCAUAACAUUAGGCGCCUUUGAGCAAGAUGUUUCUUCUGAUGUAUGUUUACAGUUCCCAGCAUUGUACCAACAAGGACCAAAGAACCUAUUUUUCGAUUGGUAUAGGAUUAUUGGCUGGAUGUUCAAUGGCCUCUACACAUCAAUCGCCAUAUACUUCCUCAACAUUGGGAUGCUAUACCAUCAGGCAUUUCGUGCCGGAGGGCAGACGGCAGAUAUGGCUGUUGUCGGAACCACAAUGUUCACCUGCAUCAUUUGGGUAGUCAAUGUGCAAAUUGCCCUUAUUAUGAGCCACUUCACAUGGAUCCAGCAUCUCUUUGUUUGGGGCAGUGUUGCCACAUGGUACCUAUUCUUGGUUGCAUACGGAGCCUCGUCUCAAACAAUCUCCGAGAACUCCUACCAGAUACUCUCGGAAGCUAUCGGACCAGCACCCAUGUUUUGGAUUGCAACUGUUAUAGUCACCUGUGCAUGCAACAUUCCCUAUUUGGUACACAUCUCCUUCCAGAGGAUGUUCAAUCCAUUGGAUCACCAUGUGAUUCAGGAAAUCAAAUAUUACAAGAAGGACGUGGAGGACCAACGCAUGUGGAAAAGAGAGAAGAACAAGGCUCGUCAAAAGACUAAGAUUGGGUUUACUGCUAGGGUCGAUGCCAAGAUCAGGCAUCUUAGAGGGAGAUUAAACAAGAGAGUCCUAUCGACUUCGCCCAAAACUGUACAAGAACAGAUCAUCUGAGGCCUAAAACUGUACAAGAACAGAUCAUCUGAGGCCGUAUACACAUACAUACAUACAUUUUUAUGUUCCUUCUUACUAUAGUUAAGGUUUCCAAAUCCCAAUUAUUCAAUUUUGAUAGCUAAUUGAUUCGUUAAAUAGAAGUCUUCUUUCAGGGUUUGCUAAGUGCUUCCCAUUGUAUAAAUUGUGGAACAUCGAUUGCUUCAUGGAAAUAGUUGUUUUAUAGGUAAAGCAAAUUCAUUUCCAUUGUUGUUGCUACUUUUUACAGGAACAGUCAAGUUUUUUAUCUUGUUC
This is a messenger RNA of Zingiber officinale, 4484 nucleotides long. RefSeq names its product probable phospholipid-transporting ATPase 4. Gene Ontology annotation, biological process: phospholipid translocation. The transcript is spliced from 12 exons. Gene Ontology annotation, cellular component: plasma membrane. The coding region runs from base 513 to 4193 and encodes 1226 amino acids. The record is from RefSeq and is a predicted model, not a curated record. Gene Ontology annotation, molecular function: ATP hydrolysis activity; ATP binding; magnesium ion binding. NCBI's taxonomy places the organism in Eukaryota, Viridiplantae, Streptophyta, Magnoliopsida, Zingiberales, Zingiberaceae.